Antrostomus carolinensis (chuck-will's-widow) is the source of this 768-nucleotide messenger RNA. RefSeq names its product prostaglandin E receptor 2 (gene PTGER2). Lineage: Eukaryota; Metazoa; Chordata; Aves; Caprimulgiformes; Caprimulgidae. Gene Ontology annotation, biological process: inflammatory response; positive regulation of cytosolic calcium ion concentration; cellular response to prostaglandin E stimulus. Gene Ontology annotation, molecular function: prostaglandin E receptor activity. The annotation marks the transcript as partial. The transcript has 2 exons. Gene Ontology annotation, cellular component: plasma membrane. The record is from RefSeq and is a predicted model, not a curated record.
CUCGCCACCAUGCUCAUCCUCUUCGCCAUGGCGCUGGAGAGAUGCCUGGCCCUGGGCUGGCCCUACUUCUACGAGCGCUUCCUCAGUCCCCGCACGGGUUUGGUUGCCCUCCCUGCCAUCUACACCUUCUCAGCAGCCUUCUGCUCCUUGCCCUUGGUGGGCUUCGGGCGGUACGUGCAGUAUUGCCCCGGGACAUGGUGCUUCAUCCAAAUGCACCUGGAUUACCUCCAGCACAACGGCAGCAGGGAGGUGUCCGGGUUGGACGUCACCUUCUCGCUGCUCUACGCCACCUUGCUCCUCUUCCUCAUCCUCUCCGUGCUGCUCUGUAACCUCAGUGUCAUUGCCAACCUGAUCCGCAUGCACCGUCGCGGGCAGAAGACCCGUCGGUUGGCCACUCUCGAGCAGCCCCGGGCAACCGGUGGCUGCGGCCGACGCAUGUUCUCCAUGGCCGAGGAGAUUGACCAUCUCCUUCUCCUCUCCAUCAUGACCAUCACCUUUGUCAUCUGCUCCCUGCCAUUCACGAUCCGUGCCUACGUGAACAAGUUCAGCGAGGCAGAUGACAACCACGAGUGGGAUCUCUUAGCCCUGAGGUUUCUCUCCAUUAACUCCAUCGUUGACCCUUGGGUCUUUGCCAUCCUGAGGCCACCGGUCCUGCGGUUCAUGCGCUCGGUGCUGUGCCACCAGGUGACCCCCACCAGCCAGGACAAACAGACUCCAUCCCCUGCAAAGACAAAACUGGCAGCACAGCUGGACCCCUGUGGGCAGUAG